CCUUUCACCAUCCUCCCCUCCAGUUCACCGACGCGCACGACCUUAUCCUUCCUGCCCCCCUCCUCCGCCUCCUCCUCCAUCACAAUAGCCACCGAGACGACUACAACCGCGAGCCCGCAGUUGCUGGAGUAGCAAUUGCAACAGACAGCUGCUCAGCAUGUCUGACUCCAACAAGCAAGAAGACCAUGAUUUUGGCACACCGCACACCGACGCCGACACCCACCAAAAUGCGAACACCGUCCACACACGCCUGCGUGCUAAUAGCUCUAUCAUGCAGGAGAGCAAGAUCCUCGUCGCCAACAGAGGCGAAAUCCCCAUCCGUAUCUUCAGAACCGCACACGAGCUGUCCCUCCAAACUGUAGCGGUGUACAGUCAUGAGGACCGUCUCUCAAUGCACAGACAGAAAGCCGACGAGGCAUAUGUCAUUGGCAAGAGAGGUGAAUUCACACCUGUCGGCGCCUACUUGGCUGGCGACGCUAUCAUCAAGAUCGCGAAGGAGCAUGGCGUGAACAUGAUCCACCCGGGAUAUGGCUUCUUGUCCGAGAAUUAUGAAUUCGCAAAGGCAGUUGAAGCUGCGGGCAUCAUUUGGAUCGGUCCCAAGCCGCAAACAAUCAAUGACCUCGGUGACAAGGUUUCUGCCCGCACACUCGCGCACAAGGCGGACGUCCCGACUGUACCCGGCACCCCAGGCCCCGUAGCCAAGUUCGAGGACGCGAAGUCCUUUACCGACGAAUACGGCUUCCCGAUCAUUAUCAAAGCUGCCUUUGGUGGAGGUGGCCGAGGUAUGCGUGUUGUGUGGAAGCAAGAAGAUCUGAAGGACUCGUUUGAGCGCGCGACAUCCGAGGCGAAGUCGGCUUUCGGAAAUGGCACAGUCUUCAUUGAGCGUUUCCUCUACCGUCCAAAGCAUAUCGAAGUACAACUCCUCGGAGACAACUACGGCAAUGUCGUCCACCUGUACGAGCGGGACUGCUCUGUACAGCGUCGCCACCAAAAGGUCGUCGAAAUCGCACCCGCCAAGGACUUGCCCAUCGAAACACGCGAUGCUAUCCUCAACGAUGCAGUCAGGCUUGCUAAGAGCGCCGGCUACAGGAAUGCUGGCACCGCCGAGUUCCUCGUCGACCAGGAGAACAGACAUUACUUCAUUGAGAUCAACCCACGUAUCCAAGUCGAGCACACCAUCACCGAAGAAAUCACAGGAAUCGACAUUGUGGCCGCUCAAAUUCAGAUCGCUGCCGGUGCCAACCUGUCGCAACUCGGCCUCACUCAAGACCGCAUUUCUACGAGAGGUUUUGCUAUCCAGUGCCGCAUCACCACGGAAGACCCAGCACAGGGCUUCAGCCCAGAUACCGGCAAGAUUGAAGUUUACCGCUCGGCUGGAGGCAAUGGUGUUCGCUUGGACGGCGGAAACGGUUUCAGUGGCGCCGUGAUCACUCCAUACUACGACUCCAUGUUGGUCAAGUGCACGUGUCGAGGUAGCACCUACGAAAUUGCCCGUAGAAAGGUCAUUCGUGCACUGGUGGAGUUCCGCGUUCGUGGCGUCAAGACCAACAUUCCUUUCUUGACCUCACUUCUCACGCAUCCAACCUUCGUCGACGGCAACUGCUGGACCACCUUCAUCGACGACACCCCAGAACUCUUCAACUUGAUCGGCAGUCAGAACCGCGCCCAGAAACUCCUCAGCUACCUCGGCGAGCUCAUCGUCAACGGCCCACAAGUCAUUGGCCAGAUCGGCGAGUCCAAAUUCAAGGGCGAUGCCAUCAUUCCCGAGCUCAAGGACGAGAGCGGCAAGCUCAUCGACACCACCCAGCCGUGCGAGAAGGGAUGGAGAAACAUCAUCACAGAGAAGGGCCCAGAUGCCUUCGCCAAGGCAGUAAGAGCGAACAAGGGCUGCUUGAUCAUGGAUACAACUUGGCGUGACGCUCAUCAGUCGUUGCUGGCUACCAGAAUGCGGACAAUAGAUUUGACCAACAUUGCCAAGGAGACCAGCUACGCUCUGAGCAAUGCUUGGGCUUUGGAGUGCUGGGGUGGCGCUACCUUCGAUGUGGCCAUGCGCUUCCUCUAUGAGGACCCGUGGGACCGCCUGAAAAAGAUGCGAAAGCUCGUACCCAACAUUCCUUUCCAGAUGCUGCUGCGUGGUGCCAAUGGUGUCGCGUACUCAUCGCUCCCCGACAACGCCAUCUUCCACUUCUGCGAGCAGGCAAAGAAGAAUGGUAUGGACAUCUUCCGAGUCUUCGACGCAUUGAACGACAUGGAGCAGCUUGAGGUCGGUGUUAAGGCCGUCCUGAAGGCUGGUGGUGUUGCCGAGGGCACCGUUUGCUACUCUGGUGACAUGAUGAACCCAGAGAAGAAGUACAACCUGGAGUACUAUAUGAAGUGCGUUGAUCGCAUCGUCAACAUGGGCGCUCACAUUCUUGGUAUCAAGGAUAUGGCUGGUGUCCUCAAGCCAAAGGCGGCCACUAUUCUCAUUGGCACCAUCCGCAAGAAGUACCCAGACCUUCCCAUCCACGUCCACACUCACGACUCCGCCGGAACUGGUGUUGCCUCCAUGGUUGCGUGCGCUCAGGCUGGUGCUGACGCUGUCGAUGCUGCGACUGACUCCAUGUCUGGUACCACUUCCCAGCCAAGCAUUGGCGCGCUCGUUGCUUCGCUCGAGGGCAGCGAUUGCGAGUCCGGUCUCAACUCUCAGCACCUUCGUGCUAUCGACUCCUAUUGGGCCCAGAUUCGCAUGCUCUACUCUCCAUUUGAGGCGUGGCUCACCGGCCCUGAUCCAGAAGUCUACGAGCACGAAAUUCCAGGUGGCCAGCUCACCAACCUCAUCUUCCAGGCUUCCCAGCAGGGUCUCGGGUCUCAGUGGGCCCAGACAAAGAAGGCAUACGAGCAGGCCAACGACCUCCUCGGCGACAUUGUCAAGGUCACCCCGACAUCCAAGGUCGUCGGCGAUCUUGCUCAGUUCAUGGUAGCCAACAACCUCGAUCCAAAGGGCGUUGAAGAGAAGGCCGACCAGCUUGACUUCCCGUCCUCGGUGCUGGAAUUCUUCGAAGGUCUGAUGGGUCAACCAUACGGCGGCUUCCCAGAGCCACUCCGCACCAAGGCUCUGCGCGGCAGGAGAAAGAUGGACAAGCGUCCUGGCCUUUACUUCGACCCGAUUGACUUCGACAAGGUCCGCACCAAGCUGAAGGAGAACUACGGUGGCUGCUCAGAGACCGACGUUGCCAGCUACAUCAUGUACUCCAAGGUCUUCGACGACUACAAGAAGUGGACCUCCAAGUUCGGCGACCUCUCGGUCCUGCCCACCAAAUACUUCCUCAACAAGCCAGCCAUUGGCGAGGAGUUCCACAUCGAGCUGGAGAAGGGAAAGACGCUCAUUGUCAAGCUUCUUGCUGUCGGUCCGCUUAGUGACCAGACCGGCCAGCGAGAGGUCUUCUUCGAGCUCAACGGAGAGAUGCGUUCCGCCACCAUCCUCGACCAGCACGCCUCCGUGGAGAACACCAGCCGUGUCAAGGCUGACACCAACGACAGCAGCCAGGUCGGCUCGCCAAUGGCUGGUAUGGUGGUGGAGAUCCGUGUCCAGGAGGGCCACGAGAUCAAGAAGGGCGAUCCCAUCGCCAUUCUCAGCGCCAUGAAGAUGGAAAUGGUCAUCAGUGCGCCGCACUCCGGCAAGGUCAAGGACCUGAGCGUGAAGGAGAGCGACUCCGUAGACUCCCAGGACCUCAUCUGCAAGAUCGAGAAGUAGCUUUAGGGAGAUGGUCGUUUUACGCAUGAAAUGAAAUGGCUCUGGUAGCUCUGCAUUGAGAAGUCAUGGAUGCUUACGAGUUCCUUUCUCGGGGUCUUAUAGGACUCGUGUGUAUCGGAGCGGAGCGAUAGAGUGAAGACCUAUAGGCCUAACAUGUGCGUAUCGACUCCGCUAACACUUCGCUACACUG
Molecule: messenger RNA, 3923 nt
Organism: Pseudocercospora fijiensis CIRAD86
Lineage: Eukaryota; Fungi; Ascomycota; Dothideomycetes; Mycosphaerellales; Mycosphaerellaceae
Exons: 8
Coding region: 158-3733 (1191 amino acids)
Biological process (GO): gluconeogenesis; pyruvate metabolic process
Cellular component (GO): cytoplasm
Molecular function (GO): ATP binding; pyruvate carboxylase activity; metal ion binding
Source: RefSeq, a predicted model, not a curated record